This is a messenger RNA of Crotalus tigris (Tiger rattlesnake), 4645 nucleotides long. It is a transcript of the gene MCAT, whose product is annotated as malonyl-CoA-acyl carrier protein transacylase. Gene Ontology annotation, molecular function: zinc ion binding; nucleic acid binding; transferase activity. The transcript has 2 exons. The record is from RefSeq and is a predicted model, not a curated record. Bases 404 to 2059 code for a protein of 551 amino acids. Lineage: Eukaryota; Metazoa; Chordata; Lepidosauria; Squamata; Viperidae.
GACACCUCCUCCUGGCCACAACGGGCGACUACGAGAGAAGAAGCCCCAUGGCAUCGACCGGAGGCGCCAUCCAGACAUCCUGACUCAGGCUGGUUCCGGUUGGCCAGUCCGCGGCUGCGACGGCCUCCUGCUCCAGAGGUAUCCAUGGUAGGAGGGUCUUCUUUGGCUGCACCGCAGGUCCAGGGUCAGCCUGCGUGGAUGAAUCAGUCAGCCCCUGGGUUGUGGGGGUUGCCUGCUGGAAGGGUUCCGGCUAGUGGGAUGUGGGUUCUGGUGUCCAGGUCCAGCCGCCUACAGCUGACACUUGCAUGGCCCAACCCAACCUAUAGGACCCUGGGGUCAGGGCCUGAUGUGAGGUCCACCACCCAUACCAGUCACGUUCGACGGGCAUCCGGAUCGCCUGGCAAUGUUCUUAAGCCAUGUGAUCAGCCACCUGGAUCGAUAUGCUCAACACUAUCCAUCCCAAUGGGCCAUGGUGAUGGCGGUGUCCGCAGGGCUGCAGGGUGAGGCAGCGGCAUGGGCAGCGGACCUGUACAGUGAUCAUGCUCGGGAGCUGGCUAACACUGGGUUGUUCCUGGAUGCAUUGCGUGCCCACUUUGAAGACAUCACCCGGGCUCAGCAUGCGGAGGCGGAGUUGCUGGCACUGAGGCAACAUGGUCGUCGUGCAACUGACUACGUCCGUGAGUUCCGCAGGGUUGCAGGGAGACUGCGGUCUUGGCCUGAACGCUUGCUUGUCCAUCAAUUCCGGGCAGGUCUGGACCGAGAGCUGCAUCAGGCUUGCGUGCUCCGAGGGGUACCCAGUCGUCUCCAGGACUGGUUCCGGGUUGUUAUAGAUCUGGACACAGGUCUCCAGGAGUUCUGGGGCAAGGGAGAGGAACCGCUCAUACCAGGAAGACCACUGGCAAAGCUAUGGGAGGAGGGGAGACGGGGUCCACCCGCAGAUGUGGGCUCUUCUGCCCCUUCUGCCAGGGUGCCAUUCCGCUGUUUCCGGUGUAACCAGCCGGGUCACAGAGCAGCGGACUGUCCAGCCCCGAGUCCACAGGCUCCUUCCUCGGCUCCUGGAAAACCCACUCCGAGGGCCAACAAAACGCCUGACACAUCGAGGGCGGCACAACAGCCAGAGGCAGGUACAUCCCAGCAGUCGGUCCCAAAGGAGGAGGAGGAGGAGGCCACAGCAGCCACAAGAUAUCGGCUGGUAGCUGAUGACAGUGAUGACGACAUAGCCAAUGAUCCUAUGGGGGCAGGAUGCGAGGAAAAGGUCGGGUUGACGGAAUCCAGGGAAGAAGCCCCCUUUCCAGAGGUCUACAGUGAUCUAGCUGAGGUCUUCAGCGAGCAAGAGUGCAACAUUCUGCCACCUCACCGCGCUACUGACUGCGCGAUUGAUAUCCUGCCAGGAGCUAAAUUGCCCAAAACCCAGAUGUAUGCCAUGACGCCCAGGGAGCUGGAGGAGCUACGAUGUUACAUCAACCAGAACCUGGCCCGGGGGCUCAUCCAACCACCUCGGUCACGAGUGGCCACCCCAGUCUUAUUCAAGGAGAAAAAGGACGGUUCCUUACGGCUCUGUGUGGACUUCCGCAGGAUUAAUGCGGUGUGUGUGGACCAUUUAUACCCACUUCCAUUGAUGAAGGACCUCUUGGCCCAUCUGGGGCGUGUAUUCAGGAAGCUGGACCUGCGUGAGGCUUAUUACAGAGUCCGGAUAAAGAGUGGGGACGAGUGGAAGAUGGCGUUUAACUGUCCGCUUGGCAGCUACCAAUUCCAUGUGAUGCCUUUUGGCCUGCAGGGGGCCCCCACGGUGUUUAUGCAACUCAUCAACCAGGUGUUGCACAAGUACUUGUACCGCGGGGUCCUUGUGUAUUUGGACGAUAUCCUAAUAUAUACAACCACACUGGAGGAACACGUCCACCUAGUUAGGCAGGUACUGAGGAAACUGUUGGAUGCUUGCCUCUUUGUGAAACUCUCUAAGUGCGAGUUUCACCGGGCUCGGCUGGACUACCUGGGUUACAGGAUCUCAGGGGAUGGUGUGGAGAUGGACCCACACAAAGUGAGGGCAGUGUUGGAGUGACAGGCACCCCGCCCUCGUCGCCAGCUACAAAGCUUCCUGGGCUUCGCCAAUUUUUACCGGCAAUUUAUUCCAUCGUUUGCCGCGGUAGCCCUUCGCCUAACUAACUUGUUACGUACGAAGCACACUGCGAGUAAGCCACGACCUGGACAACUGCUGGAGUGGACGAUGGCCUGUCAGAAAGCGUUUGAGGACCUGAAAGCCCUGUUUGCCAAGGAACCGGUCCUACUCCACCCUGAUCCUGAAAGUCCUUUCGUAGUCCAGGCUGACACCAGUGACAUAGCUGUGGGGGCUGUGUUGUUGCAAAAGAACAGCCAAGGCAUGCUGCAGCCAUAUACAUACACGUCGCAGAAAUUUUUAGCUGCUGAGAGGGCAUGGGCGAUUUGGGAGAAGGAGGCCUUUGCGGUACGAUGGGCUCUUUCAACAUGGAGACAUCUGCUGGAGGAGGCAACCAAGCCAUUUGAGGUGUGGACUAACCACAAGAACCUUGAGGUUUUGCAAACGCCGGGACGCCUAUCGCCUAAGCACGUCCAAUGGGCCCAAUACUUCUGCAGGUUUCCGUUCACUCUGAAGUAUGUGUGGGAGGGAGGAACUUCCUGGCCGAUGCAUUAUCUUGCAUGCCCCAAUACCACAGCAAGCGGGAGGAGGUUGUACAGGUGAUUAUUCCGCCUUACCAACAGGGGGUCGCUCGAGCGGUUCCACGUCAGUUGGCGGGUGACUUGACCCAACAGCUACUAAUGGCCGUUAAGAAUGAUCCCUGGUUGAAGGACCAUCCCGGCAUCUUGACACAAAGGGAUGGUUUAGCAUGGAAAGGCAAUAAACUGUACGUACCAGAGUUACUGAGGCACUUGGUUCUCAAGCGGUGCCACGACGCCAAAUAGGCAGGCCAUUUCGGCUUCCUAAAAACAUUACAUCUCGAAUGGCGUGAAUUCUGGUGGCCCCGGAUUAAAGUGGAUGUAGAGGCCUAUGUUAGAAGUUGCCAUGUCUGUGCUAUGGCCAAGCCCCAUACUGGAAAGCCUUUGGGUUUAUUACAGACAGUAGCAGAUCCAGCCCGACCCUGGGAGGAUAUAGCCAUGGAUUUCAUUGUAGAUUUACCAGAGAACUUAGGGUACACAGUUAUUUGGACCGUAAUCGACCUGUUUUCCAAACAGGCCCAUUUUGUUCCUUGUAAGGGGCUACCGUCUGCUCGGCGUUUGGUCAGGUUAUUUAUUGACCAUAUCUACCAGGCCCAUGGUGUUCCUCGGCGUAUUAGAUUGGGGGGUGCAGUUUACCGCACAGUUCUGGAGGGAUUUCGUUAAAUACAUAGGAUCAUCCCAGGGCCUCAGCUCAGCAUACCACCCCAGCACCAAUGGAGCAGCUGAGCGAGCGAAUGCCAUGGUAGAGCGCUACCUAUGCUGUUACGUGUCAUACCAACAAACAGACUGGGUAGACCUGCUCCCAUUCGCCGAAGUGGCCUACAACAACACUGUGCAUAACAGCACAGGAUUCACUCCUUUUCAGGUGGUGCAUGGGGUGGAUUUUGUUCCGAACCCUGAGUGGCCCCAGGGGGUCCCCUUGCCGUGUACACCCCAGGAUUGGAUGACACGAGUGGAAGGUCUGUGGGCUAAGGUUAAGGAAGCAUUGGCCAAAGCGGGGGCGGCCACAAAGGCACAAGCCGAUAAAAAAAGGGCUGAGCACAGGCCCUUUCAGGUGGGUGAUUGAGUAUACCUCUCCACCAAAUACCUACAUUCGAGGGUGCCCUGUAAGAAGCUGGGUCCCAAGUAUGUAGGUCCCUUCAAGGUGCUUCAGGUUAUAAACCCGGUAACCGUACGGUUACGGCUGCCUCAGGUCUUUGGAAAAGUGCACCCUGUAUUUCAUGAGAGCCUGCUGAAGCCAGUAACGAGUCCCCCCAGGGGCCUGGCGGCCCAACCAUCAGGCCCGGUUUCAGCGACCAGUUCGAGAUACAAGAAAUUCUGGACUCCCAGAGCCGUCGUGGACAAGUCCACUACUUGGUGAGAUGGAAAGGGUACCCUCUGUCGGAGGCGUCGUGGGUGCAGAAGGAAGACAUCCAUGCUCUGCAAUUGGUGUGGGUCAUCGCCAGCACCCUGGAAAACCGGGGGGAGGGGCCACGGAAGGGACUAAUCAAAUUGUCGCAUGCUCACCUGUCUCUGUUUGCCUUCCAGAAGGAGCCCUGGUAGAGGGGACCGCCUGUCAAGCCCCUGGGCUUGCCAUGGGCCGGGAGAUGGGGAGCAUGCAACCAGACGCCACAGGUGCCGUCCUCAGAGGAGACAGAAGCCAGGAACACUCCUCCUACCAGCUGGACAAGGGACUAGAUAAGCAAGAGGAGGGAGGGAUUGUGCCUUACCUUGGCUGCAGCUCCCUUCCUCCAGCUGCCUCGUUAACAGAAUAAAUGGCUGGGAGGCAGAGGCUCCGUGGGUGUGUCUGGAGGGGGGGAGGGUGGUGCACUACACCUGCUAUCCAUACGGACCAGAUGCUGGCUUGCUAAGUGGGAUGAGGUUGGUGGGUGGAGCACAACUAUAUAAAGCCAUGGGAGCAAUUCACUCCCAGUGCUGACUUUUCUUUUGCAUUAAAGUUUGCUGGUCACCUGUU